CGCGGCGCGUUUUGAUGACGUCAAACUGUCCUCCUGACGACAACAAAAACAUGGAGGAGUAUGUCCGUGAACCCUGUCCCUGGAGGAUAGUGGAUGAUUGUGGAGGUGCUUUCACCAUGGGUGCAAUAGGUGGAGGGAUGUUCCAGGCAGUCAAGGGCUUUCGAAAUGCCCCUGCAGGUGUCAGGCACAGACUGAGAGGAAGUGCUAAUGCUGUGAGAAUAAGGGCUCCACAGAUUGGAGGGAGCUUCGCUGUAUGGGGAGGGCUCUUCUCCACGAUCGACUGUGGUCUAGUUCGCCUCAGAGGAAAAGAAGAUCCGUGGAACUCUAUAACAAGUGGUGCAAUGACAGGAGCAAUUCUGGCAUCACGCAGUGGGCCUUUAGCUAUGGUGGGCUCCGCUAUGAUGGGAGGAAUUUUGCUGGCUCUCAUUGAGGGUGUUGGGAUACUCUUGACCAGAUAUACGGGACAGCAAUUUCAGAAUCCUGUUCCCUUUGCAGAUGACCCCAGUCAGUUACCACCUAAAGAUGGCAGGCACUGGCAGUAACAGCACGCGGGAUCAAGGGGCAGUUUCACUGUAGAGACCAGAAAGGACUGAGAGCAGCUGUGGACACCAAGAGACUAUAGCAGGUAUCAGGUUGAGUGGGUGUUGCAGAUACUGGUCCCUACAAUGGUGUUACGAGCUCAUACCUCAGGGACAAACUCGUUUUUGUGAAAAAGGGAUCUUCACGUUUGUUGGUUUGUUUUGCUGGUUUGUUUUAGAAAAAUCUGAGCUCAACAAAAUCUUAUUCAUGUCUUUGUUUGCAGCUUCUCCUCCUCCCUGGCAGCUUUUCUUAGUCAGAGAUUUUGUCAAACAAUUCUCAUUAUCUUACAUAAAAGAAGGAAUUAUUUCAUGUCUGUAUCACUAAAGAAUAAGGAUGAGUGGUUAGAAGUGGUAGCUUGGAUCAGUGAUACACAAUUGUCAUGCACCUUUGAGUUGAUUGCUGGAUUAUGCAUUGUGCACUUUUUAAACCCUGUUUCUCUGGGCUUUACUUGUAUAUGGUAUGUUUUUGUAAAUAAAUACGUAAGUAGGAGGCUAAAAAGGCUCUAAAGCUGCUUUUUGUGACUGAAGGUAUUAAAUAAUAUUUUAGGAAAUGUCUAUGAUUAAAUUUGUAAAUUUUCAAGGAUAGCGUGAUAGUGUGGACUGAAAGGCUCAAUUCUUUUUUUAAGAACAAAUACACAAAACAAAUAUUUUCAGUGUCAGCUAUUGGCCAAAUUGUUAUUUUCAUCAGACUGAAGAGAUUUACAAUCAGUGCAUCAGUGUUAAAUGUAUGUUUUGUUUUAUUAUAUUUAUCAUGCAGAAUUUAAUUCAAA
Solea senegalensis (Senegalese sole) is the source of this 1348-nucleotide messenger RNA. It is a transcript of the gene timm17b, whose product is annotated as translocase of inner mitochondrial membrane 17 homolog B (yeast). Lineage: Eukaryota; Metazoa; Chordata; Actinopteri; Pleuronectiformes; Soleidae. Gene Ontology annotation, molecular function: transmembrane protein transporter activity. Gene Ontology annotation, biological process: protein import into mitochondrial matrix. The record is from RefSeq and is a predicted model, not a curated record. Gene Ontology annotation, cellular component: TIM23 mitochondrial import inner membrane translocase complex; mitochondrial inner membrane. Bases 15 to 542 code for a protein of 175 amino acids. The transcript has 6 exons.